AAAGAGAGGGAGGGAGUAAUAUAAGAGAGGCAGCCAUAGAGGGAGAGGUGACAGAGUAGAUUAUCCUCCUCUCCUCUCCUCCUCUCUGCCAGCCUCAUCAUGUUCAUGCUGCAGAUGUUGACUGUUAUCUCUCUGACUGUUAUUCUCCUGGCAUCUGUGGAAGGUAAAGGUGUGCAGAUGCAAAGAGAUGUCCAGUGCUGCAUGUUGUACUCCCAGGGCAAGGUGCGGACCAAAGAUGUGUUGCGGUUUGAGGUGCAGACAGAGGGGCCCGACUGCAGUAUACAAGCCAUCAUCCUUUACACAAAGAAGGCGGUGAAAUGUGCAGACCCUAGAGACAGGAAGGUUAAGAGGCUGCUGAGGAAGCUCCUGCAGAGACAGAGAACCAAGGCCCACAGAACCAUGUGGCUCCUUCCUCAUGAGAACCUGCCUGUCAUGUCAGAGGACAAAAAGGAUAGCUGGGCUGUUCUCAAUGUGGAGUGAUGGAGUGAAAAAUGGAGGACAAAUCAUAGUCAUAAGCCAAGUAAACUUACAGCAGCUCACCAUCUUUAUGUGGCGAUGCUCUGCUGACUCUCCAGUCGUCUUGUGUCUCUCUCUAUCUACAAUAUUUGUCCCUCUGGGACCAGACCUGGGCAGCAAUACAUAUUUAAAUGGCUUUCGAUAUUUAAAUAAGAUCCAUGCUUGAAAUAUUCCCAAACAGGUGGCUGAAACAGAGGACUAUUUCCUUGUAAGAUAAGCAGAAAUGUUUCUUUUUUAAUGGCUCAUACUGUUAUUUGCCAGUCAGCCUGGAAAUGUCUCUCUCUCUCUCUCUCUCUCUCUCUCUCUCUCUCUCUACAACAUUACUACUCGUGGCUGAUGUACAAUCAGUGAAAAAGGUGUUCUUAAAGAAAUCAUACCGAGCAGUGAUAUUUAUAUUGUAUAACAGCAUACUCAAUGCUUAUUUGUGACUUGUAUACUUUCAGUGAUGUGUAAUGACACUGCACACAGUGCAGACUUUGACCUGAUAUAUCUGACUGUUAGACAGGUGAAAUGUGGGAGGAAAUUUCAUCUUUUUAGUGAACAGAUGAUCCUGAUUUUUUGUCCACCCUGCAUAUAGUCUGUUUGUAAUCCUGGUAGAAACUCAUAUUAAUCUUUGAAUAAGAGAUCCUCAGGCAUUUACCAGAAGAUCUACUCAUUUGCAGUUUACAUUUGUCAUUUUCACAGUAGUCUGUCACUAAACUAUGCCAAAGUAUCCAUGAAUCAGUUCAUCAAAUGGCAAGGCUGUUAAAACUUUGAGGGCUCAAUUGUGUUUGGCACACAAAAGUAUUGUUGAAGAAUGCACUGUGUGUGAAUUUUAUAAAAUAAUCUGAAAUUA
Cheilinus undulatus (humphead wrasse) is the source of this 1351-nucleotide messenger RNA. RefSeq names its product chemokine (C-C motif) ligand 44 (gene ccl44). The coding region runs from base 100 to 480 and encodes 126 amino acids. Gene Ontology annotation, cellular component: extracellular region. NCBI's taxonomy places the organism in Eukaryota, Metazoa, Chordata, Actinopteri, Labriformes, Labridae. Gene Ontology annotation, molecular function: CCR chemokine receptor binding; chemokine activity. The transcript has 5 exons. The record is from RefSeq and is a predicted model, not a curated record. Gene Ontology annotation, biological process: inflammatory response; chemokine-mediated signaling pathway; cellular response to tumor necrosis factor.